CUUGGAACUUCCGUUUCCUGCGCGUCCUAGCUUCGUCAUCGCCGACGCCAGCUUCAUUUUCCAAUUCUCGCUUCGCCGAUAAAGCGUCAUGGUGGUUUCACAGUGUUGAAUAAUUGGCUAUAGCGGUUUUCUUUAGAAUACGUUUACCAAUUAUUUGUCAAUAGUGCGGUAAAAACAUUUUCAACUCAGGGGAGCGUUUUAAACAAGCACCGACCAUGGCGUCGGAACAAUUUUCUUUGUGUUGGGACAAUUUCCACAAAAAUAUGAGUUCGGGCAUGAACUCGCUGCUGGAAAACGAGGAUUUAGUGGACGUUACGUUGGCGGUCGAAGGGAAAUACCUGAAAGCGCACAAAAUGGUGCUCUCGGUGUGCAGUCCCUACUUCAAAGAACUGUUUAAAGUUAAUCCGUGUCAGCAUCCAAUAGUUUUUCUUAAAGACGUUAGUUACGUAGCGAUUAGUGAUUUACUCCAAUUUAUGUACCAAGGUGAAGUGCAAGUUAGUCAGGACAAUUUAACUACUUUUAUUAAGACUGCAGAGGCCUUACAAAUCAAAGGACUCACGGGAGACGGGAACGGCUCAGCUGACGUUGAAACCGAGCCAGUCCAAGAGAAACCUUCGAUCCGUCACUCGGAGGAUUAUAAACCAGUACCCCGACCAAAAAAACAAGCCCCUGCACCUAUCGUAACUACCACCGCCUCCAAAAGGCCUAGACUAAGCGUGUCCUCAAAUGAUUCUCAAUCGGCACCUGCCCCUGUAACCAAAACGGAACCAAUCUCGCUACCCUCUACGGACUCCCAACCUGUUCAGUUCAAAAUGGAACCCUACGAUCAGAACCAAUCGGUAACGAUACCUGACGACACUGGCGACGACAAUUUUGGCGAUGACACUCUUGAUGACACGGCUGUUGACGACACGGAAGACUACUCUAUGAUGGAAGGCGAAGAACCACAGGCUGGUACGAGCACGGACGGCGCUGGCGAAGGACAAGGUGGUGGACUAAGAAAUUCUACGUAUUACGGAGGUUAUACUUACGGAAUGUACAGUGGUAACACAAAACAAAAAAUCUACCUGAGAUGUUCUACCUUCAAAAGUACGGGUUGUCGUGGAAAGGGCUAUUUGCUGAAGGACCAGGGUAUCGAUAGCUUUGUUAUGGUCACUCAGCAUAGCCAUCCACCUAAUUUUCUCAUGGAGAAAAGAUCGGAAAUCGCCAAAACUUUGAAGGAAUUCGCAGCUACCAUUCCAGGGAAACCCAUCGACAUUUACAACAGCGUAGUCUCAAUAUACCCCGAAAUUGAGCAACUUUGGCCUUUUUCAAGAGCUGUCAGAACCAUUAACAGAGUUAGACAGAAGACAGGCUUUAUGAGAGUUGGAUCCAUCCCUACAGUAUAAUAAAGAGUAGACAUUAAUAAUUUCAAUAAUAUUUGAGCUUGUUAAACUUUUUCAUAGGCUUAAUUUUUUGUCACGUAAUAAUUUCCACAUGCUUUUUUUUAAAUUUAAUAUAAUAUUGAGUUGAGUUAUGAAUUACCAUUGAAUUAAUGAAAAAUUGUUUUAUCUGCUUAUUUUGUUUCGAAAUUUGUAAUAGCGGCAUUGUUU
Molecule: messenger RNA, 1592 nt
Organism: Sitophilus oryzae (rice weevil)
Lineage: Eukaryota; Metazoa; Arthropoda; Insecta; Coleoptera; Curculionidae
Product: protein tramtrack, beta isoform-like
Exons: 6
Coding region: 216-1388 (390 amino acids)
Biological process (GO): regulation of transcription by RNA polymerase II
Cellular component (GO): nucleus
Molecular function (GO): protein binding
Source: RefSeq, a predicted model, not a curated record